AACUCUACGCUGUGAACAGGGCAACUGCCUUCUGGGAAGAUUCUAUUCACUCAAACGUGCACACAGAUCCCCCUCUACACCCGUCCACCCCCCUCUCUCUUAGUCUGCCCGGAGGGUUUUGUUCCUACACCGGGCAACUUUUUUCUCCUCCACUUCUCUGUGUGUGAGCUGUUUUGUUUUGGGGUUUUUCAGCCGGAUUCCUGAAUUUAUUGAAGGAUUCAUUGGACUGUCUAGUGCAUCUCUUCUCAUUUUGAAGUCAUUAUUCGCCCCAACAUUUGCAGCAUCCUGGCUCGGCGACGGUGGAGGCGGGUUUCUUCUGUCCCUGAGAGGAUUAAGAGCAUGUACUAGAAAGAGCGUGUGUGUAAAAAGGAGAGAGAGAGUGAGAGAGAGAGACAGAGAGACACGACGUAAGAAGACGAGAGAGACAGAGUAGAUUUGCGCAUGUGACCAUCGGGAAAGGAUGGCUCUGUGGCUCUGAGCUGCCUCGGCUCUCACAGGACAUACUCGCAUAAUAAGGAACGAAAGACUGAUUGACUGACAGACAAACUCCACUCACAAGAGAAUAUUGUUCUCCUUGUGUUUCUCGCAGAGGCUUAACCAAACAGGAUUUCCAUGAUGCCGGCUGAAGUGAAGCAGGAGCAGAGCCCCAGUAACCAGUCAUCACUGGCUAUGAUGCAGGAGCCCCAGGAGGUUGUGGAGGAGACUGUAACCAUAGAGGAAGACCCUGGCACACCCACCUCUCAUGUUUCUGUGAUUACCUCAGAUGAUGGAACUACACGCCGUACAGAGACUAAGGACAAUGUGGCUAAUAUGAAGGUCACUAAGAUGGUCAAGACAGUGACAACACGGACAGUUCGACAGGUGCCACUGGGUCCUGAUGGCCUUCCUCUUCCAGAGGGCUCAUCUCCACUGGGAAGCUACACUGACUCCAUUGACCGGCGCUACAUGAAGAAUGGCGAGCGCUUUAUCACACCCCAGGCCACUUCCACCCUCCCACGCUCGUACAACAAUUACAACGACUCCUACAAUGAUGCGCCAGAAAGUCAGUUUCGCCAUUACGCCCUUCACGAUGGAUACGGAGACAUGGCUGACAACUAUGGAAGUCUGUCUCGCGGAGUCAAUUACAGGCUCUAUCGGCCCUACAUGCCCACCGGUGGAUACCGGCCGGAGAACAGCUACACUCUCCCCAUCCGCAAGGACGACUAUGGCCAUGUGGCCCAGCCUCAAGUCCCAAUGGGAAGUAGCACUGUGGAUCUCAAUAGUUCUCAGCCUGAGCGCUUCCAACCCGAACCCUACGGCCUGGAAGAUGACCGCCGCAGUCUAGGCCCAGACGACGAAGAGCCUUAUGACCUAGAGCCUGAUUAUUCCACGGCUAACCGCCGCACACUACCCGGACGUACCAUUCGAGAGCCAUUGCGCAACGGCCCCCGCGUGAGAGGCUAUGAGGACCCUACAGAGACUGAAUUAAUCGAUGAAAGACACCCCUACAUCCAUGGCAUGUACCCAGCACCUCUUGCCCAGCCCGAGAGGGGCAGCAUGGCCAGUCUGGACCGCAUGGGCGGCAGACGCUCCCCCUCCAUUGACAGCAUCCGCAAAGACCCGCGCUGGAGGGACCCAGACCUGCCUGAGGUCAUCGCUAUGCUAGGCCACCCCAUCGAUCCAGUCAAAUCCAAUGCAGCCGCCUACUUGCAGCAUCUUUGCUAUGAAAACGACAAGAUAAAGAAAGAUGUUAGGCAGCUUAAAGGGAUCCCAGUGCUGGUGGGCUUGCUGGACCACCCUAAAGCAGAAGUCCAUCGCAAGGCCUGCGGAGCUUUGAGAAACAUCUCCUACGGCAAGGACCAUGAUAACAAGGUGGCCAUCAAGAGCUGUGACGGGAUUCCUGCUCUCAUACGUCUGCUGAGGAAAACCAAUGAUAUGGAAGUUCGGGAACUUAUCACAGGAACACUUUGGAACUUGUCCUCAUAUGAGCCACUGAAGAUGGUGAUAAUUAACCACGGGCUUCAGACGAUGACUAACGAGGUCAUUAUCCCUCAUUCGGGCUGGGAACAUGAGCCGAACGAGGACUCAAAGCCACGAGAUGCAGAGUGGACCACAGUCUUCAAGAACACAUCAGGAUGUUUAAGGAAUGUGAGCUCAGACGGUGCAGAGGCUCGCAGACGGUUGAGAGAGUGUGAGGGGCUGGUGGAUGCCUUGCUGCAUGCGCUGCAGUCUGCUGUGGGAAAGAAGGACAUGGACAACAAAUCUGUGGAGAACUGCGUUUGCGUCAUGAGGAACCUGUCUUACCACGUGCACAAGGAGAUUCCAGGGGCUGAGAAGUUCCAGGACCCCUCAGCUCUUCAGGGCCCCGGCUCUGCUGGCACUCAGAGGAAGAAGAAAGAUGACGCAGGCUGCUUCGGAGGAAAGAAGGCCAAAGAGGAAUGGUUUAAUCAAGGGAGGAAAAACGGAGGGCAUGACAAAAACUAUGACACAUUGGACCUACCCAAGCGCACAGAACCCACUAAAGGUUUUGAAUUACUGUAUCAGCCAGAGGUGGUCCGACUCUACCUGUCCCUGCUUACAGAAAGCCAGAACUAUAACACGCUAGAAGCAGCGGCCGGAGCUCUACAGAACCUCAGCGCUGGACAGUGGACAUGGUCGAACUAUAUCCGUGCGACAGUGCGUAAGGAGAAAGGACUGCCAAUUCUCGUCGAGCUCUUGCGCUCGGACUCAGACAAGGUGGUGCGAGCUGUGGCCAUCGCUCUGAGGAACCUGUCCAUCGACCGCCGCAACAAAGACCUAAUAGGGAGUUACGCCAUGAGGGACUUGGUCAGCAACUUGCCCAGCGGACAGCAGCGGCCUGCCAAGAACCUGGAGGAGGACACCGUUGUGGCCAUCCUCAACACCAUCCAUGAAAUCAUCAUUGACAGCUCUGAGAACGCUCGCUCUCUCAUCACUGCGCAAGCGAUCGACAAACUAGUGGCCAUCAACAGAACCAGCCAGUCAGCAAGGGAAACCAAAGCCGCUUCCCAUGUACUACAGACGGUUUGGAGCUAUAAGGAGCUGAGAAACGCCCUGACCAAGGAUGGCUGGAAUAAAACACACUUCCAACCGAUACCGACUGGCACUCCCAAAGCAUCUAAGAGUUGCAAGCCUGGCUACGACGAUACUACACUCCCCUUGAUGGAGAAGAACCAAGGCAGCAGAGGCUGUAGCGGUGGGGAUAUGAUACCUAUGGGCGAAUUCGGUCCAGAUGGCUAUUCGACGAUUGACCAGAGAGACAAAGACUCCAAGUACAAAAGCAGUGACGGCUCGUCGGAUCUGCAGGAGCGGGAGCCGUUAAAGUUCAGAGCCGAAGUGUCAGAAAAUGACACAAAUAGGAAACACUAUAUCAGGAGCAACAGGCCAACUGUCAGUCUGGUGGAUGCUUGUGAUGUUAAACCUCUGCCUGUUGACUCCUGGGUCUAAAUGCAUGCAUGGCUUAGCUAGCAACAGCGCCACUUCUUACCCCGCAAGGAUUUCACGUCACCACUGCCAUUAAUCGCAGAGCUCACCGUGAUGUGGACUCAUCCUGAAGACUUUUGCCUAAGAGCGAGAGAAAAAUACGAACUUUCAUUCAACAGCCAAUAUUUUGAGAUUUCUCAAGUGAAUAAAAAAUAAAAAAUUUGAAAAAAAAAAAAAAAAAAAAAAAAAAAAAAACAUUUCUCAUAUGUACAUUCCCACUGGACAUAGUGUACCCACAGCUGAGGAUUUUCUGUCACGGAGCCAGAAUAGUGGAUUGAUUUGAGUGUACAGGAAGUGCUGUCAUGGACGUGGACGUGUAUUGGAAAUAAUUGGAUUGAGGGGUAAAAGGAAAUAAGAAAGAAAAAAAAAACUAUUUUUAUGUCAAAAAAAAUAUAUAUAUAUAAUUUUUGCCUAUAUUAUUUUUGUUGUACGUUUCUGCCUGAUUACUGUUUGUUUUGUGGGUUUGUUUUCCCCAGAAGUGCAGUGAAUUGUGAAUUUUGUUUUGUUUUCAUUUUGUAGAGUUUUAAUGAAAGUUUAGGUUUUCUAAAAUAGUUGAGGACAUUUGUAAAAAGAGGAAAAGUUUUUUUUUUUUUUUUUUGCUGUUGAUGUCCAUUACAACGUUGUGGGGGCACAUACAAGGUCUAUAUUGAAAUGCACGCUUUCGCAGUUUCUGUGUGCUGGCUUUAUAAAGCAACUUUAAAGACAUAUUAUCACUGUGUUUAUUUCUUCUCACUUAAAAAGCAGGGGUUCACCUUACAAUGCCAUCUGCUCAUAGUGGAGCUGAAAGGAGGAGAGCUGCUUUGCUUUCAGCUGGAUUUGAUCUGCUGUUCUUGUAUUCCCCUUGACAUGUCCAGCUGUAGAGGCAUGCUGGGUAACACUGGCACUUACCAACUAUUGCUUUGGUUUAUUUAAAAAGGGGUGAUGAGGGGGAAAAAAUCAAUUUGUUAAUAUGUAGAUUGUGUUAUGAGGGGAUGAUAGAGGAGGAUUCCCUUUCUCCUGUUGUCAUAAAAGUAGAUUUAAAAGCAUUUUAUAUUUUUGUUGUUUUAUAAAUGUAUAUUAGGUUACAAAUAUUAAAAAGAGGGCAAAAAGGUCACACCCAUUAUUAUAACAUUGAUAAAUGUGAAUCCUUAAUAGAUUGUUCAGAGCACAUUCAGUAUUCCAUACACAAAGCAUGGCCAUGUUUGUAUAAAAAUUAAUAAUUUAAUAAACAGAUCAUUGCUUUAGUUAAAUGUGUAUCAAAGGAUGCAGAGUCAUUCUCAUUGUCUCAUUUAUAUUUUAUAUUUACAGCUUGUUUUUUUUAAAUGUAACCAUUUAUUAUCAGUGUUAAUUUUUCAAUUGUUCAGAAUGAUCUGAUUGGUCGGCAAAAUUUAAAGGAAAGACCAGAAUGAAUUUUAGAAGAGAAAUCAGGGAUAAAUAGAUACUUUUAUUUCAGCUCUAAUGCAAGAAUACUUUCACAUCAAAAAUGUAUCUUACAAGUAUAACAAAAAAACAUCACAAUUGUGGAUUCUCAAAUGUCCCCACUGUCAGUGUAAAGAUAUCCUGUGUUAUACAUACAAUCUUUAGCCAUUACCACGUAUAAAUGGGCAAACACAAACAUACGAAGUAGACCGACAAAUUAUUAUUUUUAUUCCAGACAUUUUUUGGAUAAUGUUUAAUAUGCAGCACACACCUGCUUUAUCAUCUGUUACUCUAUAUGUAACUUUCUAUAGCACGUUUUUUUUUCCAGUUGUUUUUAACAGAGACUCCUAAUUACAGAAUAACAGUGUAAUAAUUCAAUUUUUAAAAAGGAAAUUAUGUGUGCCACGACAUUGAGAUCUUUAGCCUUGUGUAGGUUCAUUAUUAAUAUUUGACUGUCUGUUCCUGACUGCCUUUUAGCAGAAUACAACCAAAGGAAGAGGUUCCCAGAGUCUGAAUUUGCAUCAGAUUGUAUAUUUAUAGAAAACCAGAUGUUGAAAUGGAUUCAAGAGAAACCUACCUUUGUAGAUAUCACUAAUUUCAAAGCAUCAAAACUCGAUACAUGAACAACUUGGUAGCAAAUGUGUUUGUAACUAUCAUGUGCCUUAACCUUUUUUCCAUGUUAGAUGAAAAGAAGUCUGUUUUAUAUGUUUUAUCGGUCCCUAACUGCUCUUUCUCUCUCUCUGACUCCUCCCACUUUCACUCACUCUGUGUUCUCAAUGUAGUCUAGACUGCUGGUGGGUUUUGCCUUCUAUUACAUUUAAUUGUAUUAUAAACUUUUAAAAGAUAGAAGCGUUAAAAGGGUUUAUAUAGUUGUUAGUGCUUUCCUAACGCUCAAGAACAAUGCCACAGUGACCGAAUGUAUUGUUAAUUUUACUAAUACCCAGAAGAGAGAAUUGCUCUUGUUAAAGAAAAAUACAGGUUUGUAGAGUAUCACUUUGGUGUGUUUUCAAUAAAUCAUGCCUGAAAUGAGCA
Carassius gibelio (silver crucian carp) is the source of this 5910-nucleotide messenger RNA. RefSeq names its product splicing regulator ARVCF. The record is from RefSeq and is a predicted model, not a curated record. Bases 613 to 3444 code for a protein of 943 amino acids. Gene Ontology annotation, cellular component: cytoplasm; nucleus; adherens junction. Gene Ontology annotation, molecular function: cadherin binding. The transcript is spliced from 19 exons. NCBI's taxonomy places the organism in Eukaryota, Metazoa, Chordata, Actinopteri, Cypriniformes, Cyprinidae. Gene Ontology annotation, biological process: cell-cell junction assembly; cell-cell adhesion.